Molecule: messenger RNA, 2790 nt
Organism: Penicillium chermesinum
Lineage: Eukaryota; Fungi; Ascomycota; Eurotiomycetes; Eurotiales; Aspergillaceae
Exons: 1
Coding region: 1-2790 (929 amino acids)
Molecular function (GO): protein binding
Source: RefSeq, a predicted model, not a curated record
AUGGCCGAGCCUUCAUAUCCUGCCACCUUGAACGGGGCUUUCGAGCCUCCCCUGAACCAACAAUAUGAGCCCGUUCGCCUGACAUCAGACAACAUUGUCCCCAUCUUCGAACUGCCCCUCGCGAAGAAGGUUCUCGGCCACGACGCCUCCGAUAGCGAAAAGAUCGCCCAGAUCGCCAGCGCUGAAUUAUCCUACACCGAGUUCGUUGCCGACCAGGCACGAGCUGCCCUUCAAAGCCCAUCUGAUGGCCAGACACGCGAGCAAACACAGUCCCAGCUACUGCAUAUUGGCCUGGCAGCUCUGUUCAGCUUCUUACAGUCCAAUGUCACCGGUCCACCAUUGGAAUAUAAUUCAGCAGAGACUGUCUUUCCUGCUCCGAUCCGAACCGAUAAGACAACGAUCCGAGCCGUCCGCGCCAAAAUUCUUCGUGCUCUGUCAGUGGAUGGAGAGGCAGCCUACAAGCUUACACCUAACCCGGAGCUUUUCUCGAUUGCCAAGGCUUUGCUGGCCGAUAUUGAAAAUGAGGGCGCGUUGGUUGCAAAGACAGCGCGCAUGCGCGUGAACUUCCUGCACCAGAAAAUGCUUUCCGAGGUUACCAGCACAUUGCAGGAUUUGAUCUAUCAUGAUGUGGAAACCAUCUCGAAGGCAGAAUUGACGACGAAUGAGAAAAGUCAGUUUUUGCUCGAGCGAGCCAUCAUUAAUACGCACCAUGACUUUGAUGCGAAGGCGCGGGCCGAUCUGGACCAAGCAUCUCGAGUUCGCAAUUUUGAGUUUGCCUUGACAGGCAAGCUGGGCAAGAGAACCAAGUUCCAGGAUCGCGAUAUCAGUCAAUUGGUGGUGGUGGCCAAGAGCGCAGACGAGGAGGCCCCGGCUGCAGUCCCCUCUGGCCCCAAGAAUCUGGACUUGAAUGAUGAUACCUUGCUUGAAGCCAUCUCUUUCGCGGAUAAGAAGUCUACGACCGUGCAGGACGAACUCCCACCAUCUCUACAGUCUGUUGAUCCUAAUGAGCAACCGAAGCUUAGCCCGGUUGACUCUGCUAUUCUGCUCGCCUUGGCCUCAGCCAUCACCAACACUGCACCGGAGAACGGUCUGACGCGUGAGGAGACGCAGCCGUACGCUACCCGAGUCCUCGAGGGCGGCAGUUCGAACUGGCAGAUCUAUACACAGGCUCUGCUGGUGCGUAGUCGUGUGGAAGGUCAUCGCUCACGUACAGUCGAGCGAUCCGUUUUGCAAUUACAGGCUCUCGUUGAUCAAGUCAUCGCAGAUACUGCCACGGAUGACACGGCCGCUCAACAGCCAUCUUCUGAUCCCACGACGUUCUUGCCACGGCCCGAAAAGUCUGAGUCUGCCCCCGCUGCCGAUCGUCUACAGUACAUCUGGCUGCUUAAUUUCUCCACUCGGUGGUCACUGGAGGCCGAGCUCGCGAAGCGUUGGGUGGAGCUGGGUGGUCUCCGCACAGCCCUUGAAAUCUACGAGCGGUUGCAGAUGUGGGCUGAAGCGGCCCUUUGCUAUGCCGCGACUGAGCGUGAGCAGAAGGCUAAGAAUAUUGUGCGACGCCAACUAUACGAGGCCGAAGGACCGGACGAGGACGAUGAAAAUGAGGAAUUCAAGGGCCCCGAGCGAUCCACACUGCCGGCCGAUGCACCUCGCCUAUUCUGUAUCUUGGGAGACAUCGAUAGCGAUGAAAAGAUGUACGAGCGUGCCUGGGAAAUUUCAGGGCAGCGAUACGCGCGAGCUCAGCGAUCGUUGGCUCGCCACUAUCUGGCUCUUACGCCUCCAGACCUAGAGAAGGCUGAAGCCGCUUACCGUAAGAGCUUACACAUAAACCGUCUCAACCACAGUGCAUGGUUCGCUCUCGGAUGCGUACAACUGGAGCUCCAGCGGUGGAGCGACGCCGCCGACUCCUUCUCGCGUACUGUCCAGCUCGACGAUACCGACGGAGAAGCUUGGAGCAACCUGGCAGCAGCCAUGCUGAGGACGUCUGCACCCCAGCAAGGGACUGAUAUGCCGUCAGACGAAGAUAAGGAGAAGGAUCCCGCUGAAAUCGACCCACAUAAGCGCAAGCGCGACGCCCUCGCAGCGUUGCUCCGCGCAGCCCAACUCAAGCACAGCGAUGCCCGAAUCUGGGACAACGUGCUGACCGUCGCCGCCUCGAUCCCGCCCCCAAAUACCCCCUUCCGGGAGGUGGUGACUGCGCAGAAGCGAGUGAUCGAGAUCUUGGGCGACAAGAAGGGCGAGAAGUGCGUUGAUCAGCCUAUCCUGGGUAUGCUGAUCGACUUCCUCUCAGAAGCGUUCGAGUACGAGAGUCUUCUCAUUGAAUCCGAUUCGGGCCCUGUGGUUCGUACGGGAACUCUUCCUGGCCAAAUUCUUUCCCUGAUCGAUGACAACGUCGUGCCCCUGAUCACGCAUUCCGCCACCCUCUGGCUCCUCGUCGCUCGUGUCGAGGUUUUCCGGAACCGCCCCAGCCGCGCUCUCGAGGCCCACGAGAAAGCCUGGCGUGCCGCUGUGGCGGCGUCCGCGCAGGGGGCUUUCCAAAUGGGCGACGAGAAACCGUGGCUUGAUGUGGUGCGCGCUACAGAGCAAUUGGUACGCAACGGGUAUGCCCGCUACGGUCCACUAGACCGCGAAGGUCAUAGCGGCGAGGGCGAACCAGAAAUGGUGGCAAGCGACUGGCGAUUCAAGGCUAGAAGCGCCGUCCGGGGUAUUCUUGGCAAGGGUAAAGACUUCUGGCAAGAUUCUGAAGGCUGGGAGCGAUUGAAGGAGCUUCAGAACGAGGUUACGGGAAAAUAG